Messenger RNA from Manis pentadactyla (Chinese pangolin), 9489 nucleotides. RefSeq names its product ETS transcription factor ELK4 (gene ELK4). Lineage: Eukaryota; Metazoa; Chordata; Mammalia; Pholidota; Manidae. The record is from RefSeq and is a predicted model, not a curated record. The coding region runs from base 386 to 1786 and encodes 466 amino acids. The transcript is spliced from 5 exons. Gene Ontology annotation, molecular function: DNA-binding transcription factor activity, RNA polymerase II-specific; sequence-specific DNA binding. Gene Ontology annotation, cellular component: nucleus. Gene Ontology annotation, biological process: cell differentiation; regulation of transcription by RNA polymerase II.
UCUCCAUUUUAGAGCUGAUGAAACCGUUUCGGGUGGUUGAGAAAGUUGCCCAGCUCGCCCGGUUAAACGAGCCUUCCUCCCCGACCAGUGUUUCCACUCGUCAGACCCCAGGCUAGAGAAGACACGGCGCAGAUUUAAUAGUUCUCAAGUGUUCCUGGUGUCCGGGGAUGUGGCACGUGGAUGAGAACGCCGCGGCGGCACCGCCUCCUCCGUCCGCUCCAACGUGGGCGCUGUACGGCCGCUCGGGGAGCUCCACCCCUUCCCCCGGACGGGAACGUGAGGCGGGGCGCCAGGCAGUCCGAGGUCCCGACACGGGUGGCCGCUGUGGUGCCGCGGAUCCCGGGCGGGCGCUUCAGCAACCUGCGAGCAGCUCGUGAGCAGCGCGAUGCGGGCUGGUAUCUGGGGAGCUCGGGGUACCUCACGGCGCCCAGGCCACGCGCUCGGGCGCGGCGGCUCCUCCCUCCCCGCCCCCGGAAGUGACGCGCGGCGGCUCAUUGCUAUGGACAGUGCAAUCACCCUGUGGCAGUUCCUGCUUCAGCUCCUACAGGAGCCUCAGAACAAGCACAUGAUCUGCUGGACCUCUAAGGAUGGGGAGUUCAAGCUUUUGCAGGCAGAAGAGGUGGCUCGUCUCUGGGGGAUUCGCAAGAACAAGCCCAAUAUGAAUUAUGACAAACUCAGCCGAGCCCUCAGAUACUAUUACGUAAAGAAUAUCAUUAAAAAAGUGAAUGGUCAGAAGUUUGUGUACAAGUUUGUCUCUUACCCAGAGAUUUUGAAAAUGGACCCAAUGACCGUGGGCAGGAUUGAGGGAGACCGGGAUGCUCCAGGCAUCAGCGAGGUCAACUGCAGUUCCAAGGAUGUGGAGAAUGGAGGGAAAGAGAAGCCACUUCAGCCUGGUGCCAAGACCUCGAGCCGCAAUGACUACAUACAUUCUGGCUUGUAUACUUCAUUUACUCUCAACUCAUUGAACUCCUCCAAUGUGAAGCUUUUCAAAUCUAAAAAGAUCGAGAAUCCAGCUGAGAAACUGGCAGAGAAAAAAUCUCCUCAGGAGCCAACACCAUCUGUCAUAAAAUUCGUGACAACACCUUCCAAAAAGCCACCAGCUGAACCCGUGGCUGCCACCAUUUCAACAGGCCCAGGUAUUUCCCCAUCUCCAGAAGAAGCUAUCCAAGCAUUAGAGACUUUGGCUUCCCCAAAACUGCCUUCCCUGGAGGCAUCGAGUGCAACUCCAGCUUUUACCAGCACACCUCCUAUUCCGUCCUCAUCUCCUCCUUUGCAGGAGCCUCCUAGGACACCUUCACCACCCCUGAGCUCUAAUGCAGACAUCGACACAGACAUCGAUUCAGUGGCUUCUCAGCCAAUGGAACUUCCAGAGAACUUGUCCCUGGAGCCCAAAGACCAGGAUUCCGCUUUGCCAGAGAAGGACAAAACAAAUCACUCAUCGAGAUCCAAGAAACCCAAAGGGUUAGAGCUGGCACCCACCCUCGUGAUCACAGGCAGUGAUCCAAGCCCGCUGGGAAUAUUAAGCCCGUCUCUCCCUACAGCUUCUCUUACGCCAGCACUUUUUUCACAGACCCCCAUCUUACUGACGCCGAGCCCCCUGUUCUCCAGUAUCCACUUCUGGAGCACUCUCAGCCCCGUGGCUCCCCUGAGUCCGGCCAGGUUGCAAGGUGCUAACACACUUUUCCAGUUUCCUACUGUACUGAACAGUCAUGGGCCAUUCACUGUGUCUGGCCUGGAUGGACCUUCCACCCCUGGCCCAUUUUCCCCAGAUCUGCAGAAAACAUAACCUAUGCACUUGUGGAGUGAGAGAACCGAGGAAUAAAGAAAUAGAGAAACAGUCAACAUGAUUACAUUUGAAGUGAGCAAUGGAUAGUCCCCUGUGCUGAUAAUAGACUAUUGUGACUGUUGCCAUUCUCUGGCGAAAUGCCCUUUUUAAGAUUCCUUUGAAUAGGACUCAAGUUGGACUGUGUGUAAAAUUGCCUUAAUUGGAGUUCAAACUCCAUCUCCCUCUUUUUCUUUUCUUUUUAAAAAAUAUUUUGAGCUUUGUGUUAAGUUUUUAAUGGGGUUUAGCAGCUCACUAUGCUUUCUUGCAAGAGCAAUUAAGAACAGUUACUCCUUCUGCCUUACUGGGACCCUUUGGCCAGGAAAGAAUUACACUCUGAGUAUAUAAUUUAGAAAACUAUUAGUUAAAUGAAAUUGGCAGUAUCUUCAGGACUAAGUGUGCUCUGUAGAAUAACUAAAAGUGAGCGGUGCAAAACCAGUGGAGGAAAAAGAACCAUUCCUGUUCACGCAGAAUAAGAUUGGAGUAAUACUAUUGGAAAGAUUCUGUUUUGCUGUGAAAUGUAACAUAUGUAAGCAACUCCAUGAAAAGGCAUCUUUACAUUUAUUCAGGGUGUCUCUUAGUGUGAUCGUGUCUGAACCUGUCAACAGAGCUGGGAGCUAGUCUAUUUCAGCAUAGGACAAUUUUUAAACCUGGGAUUUAAGACAGCAUUUGGAACAACCAGUAAGAAUUCGGAACACCAUACCUAGCAUAGAAAUGUUGUUGUGUCCUGCGGGUAGUAUGAUCAUAUAUACCCCCGUGGAAUACAGCAUGGUAGGGGAUGGCUUUUCAGAGGAUGCACCUGGAUUUUGGAAUUCUGAGGCAUCUUUGAGCAAAAAAUCCAAUUGAGUAACUUGAACCAGCAUACAGGGCUUUUCCCAGUUAGAAGAUACCCAGCGUGAGGGACCCUUUCUCUUUUCUGUUCAUUUGAUCCCAUUUUCUACUAUAGGUCUUUUAAAUUUAAGGUUGUAAUCAUUUUAAAGAUGUAAUUGGGAAGAUGAAAAGCCAGGUGAAGCCUCUAUGUCUGCAGUGAGAUAAAGAUAAGCUUAUUUAUUUGAAAAAAUUUUAUAAUUAGGGAGGAACAGAGCAUUUUCAUUUGGAAAUGCUCAUCUAUAGGGAUUGGAUUAUUUAUAUUAGUGAAAAGUAUACACCUUUAUCUCUACCAAAUUUAUAAAAUAAUCCAUACAGUUAAUCAUUGCCAGGUGCAGCAGAUUUGUUGAUCCCCCAAACCGAAUUGAUACCAACACCACAGUGGAAUCUUUUGAAAAACUUGACUUUAAAGUCCACAACUAGAUUGUAUGCUGUCACUACCACCACUGCCACCUGGACCAGUAAACUAGUCUUAACUCUAGAAAUAGUUCUUAAAAUUUAAUCACAUGAACUAGUUGGAAUGAGGGAGUAAGGACUUGAGGGCUCAAAAUGACCCUGAUACAGACCAACAUCUUCCAGAUGUAUAAUAUUCACAUUACAUUUUUUUAUACAACGUAGGAAAGCUCUAGUAUAGACGUCCAUGCUAGUUCAUUAGCAGCAGAGGGACAGUGUUUGGGAGCUGCCUCUGUGGUGUCGGAGCCCUGUUGCUGGUUCAGUCGUGGUCCUCAGCUGCCAGCUCUGGCCCUGAGAUGUACAAUGGUAGUUAGUGUUCAGUAGUGAUGGGGAACAGGCAUACUGGACUUUUUUCCCCAUAGUGAGUCAUCAGUUUGCAUGCCUGCUUGAAAUUAGAUCUCCCAGCAGCACUUUGGAAUAGUUUUAUUAGGUUAAUUAACAUUUUGUACGUUAAAUGAAUGUUGAUGGCUUGAUUUAACUAGAUAUUUUAAAUUUUGAAAGCACAGAAAAUAUUUUAUCUUUAUCUUUUUGAAUUAAAGGAGAAAAGCCAUUGCUUGUUUUCAUAGAUGAUAUGUUUGAUGAGUAACUGUCUCAGCACAGGUGCCUGGGAACCCAGGGCACCAAUAAAACUAAAGCAACUUCCAAGAAACUAGUUUUAGUCACUCCUCUGUCUAUAAACCUAUCCCCAAGCCUCUGAGAGGUGUGGGCCUUAGGUUGUUGAUGAUCUGCUUUCUCUUUGAGAUCAGCCUGUCUGGGGAAGCUUCUGUGCAUGUGUGUGCGUGCGUGCGUGUGUGUGUGUGUGUGUGUGUGUGUGUGUGUGUGUGUGUGUCCUUUUUUAAAUGAAAGUUUACGACCUUAGCUCAAGUGUAGGAAGCAGACCAUUCUAUUUGUAAACUACCUCCUUCCUGGGAAAGUCUGAGCAUCAUAUUUUUUGAACAUACACAGAGUUCUCCUUAGUAUCAAAAGGUGACAUACCACUUAAGAUCAGUGUUCCUGGAGAGACUCAUAUUUGAUAGCUGCAGCUGGCAUCCAUCACUAGUCACUUUGCCAGGAUGAAUGCUGCUGGGCACAAGUCGCCUAAGAUAGGGGAGCAGGAUGAAUGAGUUUUGGGGACAUGUGCUGCAGUUAUCUUAACGUCUCAUCUGCUCUGGCCCAUAUCUACUCAGUUAUAUUCUGGUUUAACCACCAGGCUAUCUGAAGGGAAAACAAGACCUUAAAUUGUAGCAUUUGCUGAUUUAUAUGAUGUAAAUUACUCCCCCUGUGGCUGAUUUUAAGCCACCACCUUGGAGUUGAGAAGGGAUGUGCACAGUUGGCUCAGAGCCGCACACUCAGCCAGGAAACCACUGCACUACACCCUGGAGCGGAUUUGAACAUAAUUUCUAAAAUAAUGCUUCUUGUUCAUAUGCUGAUUUUUAAAAAUAGGAAAUUAAAAUCACAUGUCUGACUUCAGUAAGUUUUUUAGUGGUUUGUCACAGUGCUUUUGUGAGGUUAUAGUCCUCAUGGCAUGUUUUGUGUGUUCAAACAGGUGGAAACUUCCACUGAUUUUGAAAAAUGUAUACAUAAUGGAAGAAUCCAGAAACAAAGUGUUAACCUUAGCUUCUUAGGGUUAAAAUACAGGUAUAAUUUUUUUUCCUUCACAUUUUGAUAGGGAAAGUAAGCCCAUGAGCCUAUAUAAUACAGUAAAAGGGUACUGGAAUUUUUUUUUUCUAACUGGAAGAAUUCCUUGGAGAUUUACACACUAUGUUAGAGAUUUUAAAAAGGCAGGACUGACUGUUGGAUCUAUUUAUCUGGCACAAUUUCUUGUUUUCCCCAUAUUAUGUGUCAUUUAGGCUUGGAGGGGAAAAUAAAUCAGAGGCUUGGAAUUCUGGAGCUGUAAGUACAGGCUGUUGAUAGUAUCACUUGAGUUCCAUUCACACCUGGCAUUGUAUGAUUUCUUGUCUAAUGACUUUGUUUCAUCCUGAUUUCAAAUUUGUGUUAUGAUUCUAAAGUUCUAAAAGGCAAUGUUGUGUGUUUCCAGUGACUUUAAGCAUAUGAGAGGUAUUUGUUGGUGUUUCAGGAAAGCAGUCUCCAACCUUUUGAACAUAAAUCUUGAUCAGUUACUAUUUUUGAACACGAAUUCUCUAUUGCAAAAUCAGGUGUAGAAUGCCAAGUUCUAUACCACUCUACUAAAGUUACAUGUACAUCAUAAGAAAGGCACAAAAAUAGAACUAAGGAUGGCAAAAAAAGUAGAUCAUGAGUAGAUGUGCUAACAUUCUGCCCCAUACCCAGUAGAUUGUCUCGUGCACAUGCCACUCUAAAGACAACUGACUCAGCAUGUUGUCUUUCACUCUAUAAUCUUGAGGAAAAAAUGUGGAUGCUUUUGUUGUGAUUGAGAAAUCCUUUACAGAUUUGAUCAGAUUUCAUGUCUGGAAGAGAUUUGGAAUUUUUCAGGAGAACUUGUCUUCAACUUUCUGAAAUUUCAUAUUAAUUGUUUUGCGUAAGUUGCUCAGUAACUCACUACCAAGUGUUCCAGAACUUCAUGUGUAUUCGUUUUGACAGCCUGUUCUCUUUCCUCUCAUAUUAGGUAUGACUGUGAUUUACUAGACUGCUUACAAACUUCUUUUGGCCUUAUAAGUAUUUUACCAACACAUUCAGAGUUAUUUCAAGUUGCUUUUUGUUACAAUACAAGUAACCUCCAUUUUCUUGCUGCAUUAGGUUUUUUUUUUUUUUUCAAUUUGUAACAUUUCAGCCUCUAAAGAAAUAACUUUCCUUGAUGGCCCUGUCCUGUUUAUCAGUUUGGUUGCUGUAUACAUUUACCCAUACCAGAAAUCUAGAAUCGUGCUGAGGUGCCAUUCUUAGAUGUAUAAACAUGUAUGGAGACGAGUGCAGGUCUCUGUGCAGAAAUCUGGGGCUCUGAGUGAGCUCCCAGACCAACAGGAAAGUUAGGAAGGGCUGCUUGUUCCUGGUAUACACAUCAUGUUCUCUGAGGGUAUGACAGAAAUGAGAAGUUAGCUGUUCAACCUGUAUUAGUGAAAUGAAGGUCAGACAUAAUUAUCUCUGUUUAGUAGGAACUGUGACCAGAGAAUGGGUGCUGUGGAAAAUACUUUGUUGUUAAUUAUCUUCUUGGUUUGGGGUCAACAAAUAAAUGUUUUGUUACUGUUUUCAGUGCUACUAGCAUUGCCUGAACCAAGGUGUCCUCUGUUAUUCCUCUUACGUCAUCAGAACUUUAACGGCAGAAUAUGGAAUUCUUGUGGGUGUAUUAAGCAAGAAGGCGGCUUUAUUUCAUUUCUCGUACUUGGUGGGACCUGUUAGUGUAAAAGUCAUGUUUUGACCUGUAAAUGGCAAAUCUGAAAGCUGAGCUAUUGAUAUAGUAUAAAUGUUCCAUUUGAAGCUGCCAGUUUCUUCAAUCUACCUUUUUUGAGAAAAAAAAAAAGUGAUAGAUUGACAGUCUGUCAGAGAAAGUACUUUCCGGGCAUGCUGCCAUUCACACUUAGCCAUUGUGAAAGAUGGAAACCAAAGUGGUUUGCAAGAGAGAGGAAUGUGGGCUUUAAAGCUUUCUACAGAGACCAGGAAAUUAAAGCUGUUGUUAACAUCAUUUUAAAUGAAACCUUGUACAAGAAAAUUCAUGAGGGAAACAAUCCAACAUAGUUAAAUGUCUUGAGCUCUAAUUUUUUGAGUAUAAUAUGCAUCAGAAAGUUUUAUGAGAUUUAAAUUUUAAAUAUUGGGAGACUAGAGCACUUCUUUCUGAGUCAUUCUGAUUUAUUGCCUGAGUACAUACAUGCAUGUGUACUGAAGUAUUGACUGAGAGUGUGUGUGUGUGUGUAUAAAUCAGUUUUUCAGAGGGAACAUAUAUUAUUCAUCCUCUAGGAUGGCUCCUAGGCUAUUUUAUACUAAAACUUUUUUUUUAAUUGGCUGCACUUUGCAGUUACCACUUUUUAAAAAUGAAUGCCUUGCACAUUUCAGUUUUUUUAAGCACAGAGAAUCAGAGGCCUUACAGACUAAUUGCUUGCCAACAUUUUAAAAAUACUGCACUACAUGUGACACACUCUUGACAGAGUCAUCUUAAACUAUUCUCAUGUUCAUGUAUUAUUGAGCAAGUAAGGGUGUCCUUUUUUAAAAUUUCUGCAUUUACUUUUGUGUAAAAUCCUUAUUCCUUGGGUUCUAAGUUUCUCAUAGAGGAGCUUUAUACCUAAAGUAGUAGUUCUACAUACAGAUUUGACCAUGGAUUAAUGAGACAGUGGAGGAGUUCUGGCAUUGUAGCCUAAUUUAUCCGUUUAAACUGUAUAUAAUAAGCAUUAGCAGAAACCUCAGAGUAUCUUGGGCUGAAUAUUCCUCUCAGCUUUGCCUUGUUGCCCAUCUCAUAAGGGCCCAUUCUGGUCUUGUCCCCUCCAAGGAUUAUGAGCCAUGCUAGGACGGGCCUGGGGUCUUCUGGACAGGGGGAUGGGGUGGGGGUGCCCUGUGGCUGGGCCAGACUUCUGGCCAAAGGAAUUAUUCAAGUAUGUCUUGGGUUCCGGGGUGGGAAUGCCAUAUACUGGUGUAAAAUCACUUGGCACUUUUUGCGACACCAUUAUUAGCACUGUAUAUUUUUUGUUUUUGUUUUUUUAAAUAACUGGAAGCACUUACUGAUUAUUUUGUUUAUAUUCAAUUCAAGGAUAUUUAGGGUCAGGGAAGUAAGGUUUAUUUCUCGUUUAUAUUUUUUGGAAUUUAAUACUGUUUGGAGAAGGGAUAAAUGGAUUACCAAAUGAACCAUUCUUCUAGGCUCUGUAAGGUAUGCUUUUUUGGCUAGGAUAUUUUAAAAUAAUUUACAAGCUUUUAAUACUAUGCUUUAUAGAAAUGUAUGACUUUUUUUUAAUGAUUUGCUAUAGAUGGUUUACACUCAACUUUGUAAACUAUCCAAUUUUAAGUUUCUUUCCGUUUAAUCAUUGUUGCUUAUUGUCUAUUAUGUAGGAGAUACAGUCCCUUCGAAUCCCUGUUCAGUAUUAGUGAAGUUGCCUAAGGUGCAUAUGUGUAAAGAUGGAAAUUAAUACAAUAGAUUUUUGAUUACUCUUUAUUUGGCCACUCUGCCUUUUCUAGUCAUAAUCAUACUGUUUCUUCACUUUUGCCUUCUUGUAGUUUCAUUUAUCUUUGUGGGUAGGGAAGAUUAAAUAUGAAACUCAGUGCCGUCAUUUUGCUUCUGGUUAGCUUUGGUUUGAGGUGAAUAAAACUUUUGACUAAGAUUAGUUUUUUAGAAUUAGGCCUAUCAUGCACCAAAUAAUUGAGUUGGCUAAAAAAAAAAGCUGUGUAAGUGUAUUUUGAACAACUAGUAAUUUUCUGUGAGCCCUACUGGAUCUUCAAGUGUAGCCAUCACUUGAAGAAUAAUGAUAUAUAAUAAACUUUUGAUUUUCACCCACCCUAUCUAUAAUUCAGAAGAAAAACAUGUGCUGUGGCAUUGACACAGAAAGAUGUGGGCUUAUUUUUGUCAGUGUCUUAGUUUGGGUGAGAACUUGUCAGGGUGCUUUCCUCAAACCUAGAGCAACUCAACUGAGAAAGUUACUUCAUGUUUAUCUUCCCCCUUGUUUAUUGUAUUGAAAUCUCUCUUUCAUAAUAUCCAGUAUCCACCACUUUUGUAUAAAUAGGAUACUUAUACAUAAGGCCUGUAAACACCUACUAUCCAAGUGAAUGAAUAGCAGUUAAGUGUCAUUAAUAACUUGUCUUAAUUUUAGUGUAAUUUACAUUAGGGAGACCUUCAAAGUAUUAAAAUCACCCUUCUCCUUUUUUGCUGAAAAAGCAAUUAAAAUGAUGGUAACUGCUAACAUUUAUUAAAAUUGCAUUAAUUGUUGAUGCAACUGGAGAGAAACUGCCGUAUCUUCUAGCUAAGUUGUCCGACUUAACCAGCUGGGAAAGAAGGAGUGUUGUUUGAAGGUUGAUCAGGAUGACUGCAGCUAGAGUCUUGAAUUCAAUUUGUUUGCAGCAAAGAAACCUUACAGAGUUUAAGCAGAUGAGGAAGAGGAUGUGCUAGCACUUUGAGGACUUUAUAAUAUGCUGCUUUUAAAAGAAAAAAGUGUAGUUAAUACUCAGUAGUGCCUCUCUAGACAUAGUGAGGGGUUGCUCUGAAUAACCAAUCAGGUGACCAUUUGUCGCUUCAAGUUGUAUGCAGAAAUUUUUGUCAAAUUCUGUAAUAGUGAUAGACAUCUUUUUAGAAAGGUGAUACAUUAAAACUAUUUUAUGUAAGAACUGACAGAGGAAAUUGCUUUUAUAAUGGCAAGCCAGCUUUAAGAAGGCACUAUAGCAGAUUUACUAAAGUCCAAAAUUAUAUAAAUAUGUUAAUAGGUAUAUGUACAACUAGAUAUGGAAAAUUGUAUUUUUUUAAAUAAACAUUUUUAACAAAA